UCUCGUUUUUUUUUUUCACCAUAUAGAAUCUCUCUCUCUCUCUCUGUCUCUUUCUUAUAUGCUUUUCUAUUUUUCACUUUUAAGAUAAUCAAAUUCUCUAGAGAGAAAAGAAAAAAAAAAUGGGGCACCAUUCUUGUUGCAACAAGCAGAAGGUGAAGAGAGGACUAUGGUCACCAGAGGAAGAUGAGAAACUGAUCAACUAUAUUACAACCUAUGGCCAUGGUUGCUGGAGUUCAGUCCCUAAACUUGCAGGCCUGCAAAGAUGUGGAAAGAGCUGCAGAUUAAGAUGGAUAAAUUACUUAAGACCUGAUUUGAAACGUGGGAGUUUCUCACCACAAGAAGCAGCUCUCAUCAUUGAACUCCAUAGUAUUCUAGGCAACAGAUGGGCACAGAUAGCGAAGCAUCUACCUGGAAGGACUGAUAAUGAAGUGAAGAACUUUUGGAAUUCAAGUAUCAAGAAGAAGCUAAUCUCCCAUGAUCAUGUCCCAGCUUUGGCUUCUUUCGCUGAUGUUCAUAGCUCAAACCAUACGGAGGAAGCUGGUUUCAUCUCUCUAAAUGCAAACCCUAAUUUGAUCCUCACUGCUCAACAAGACCAGCUUUAUCUUUCCCCCACAGCACCUGUUCUACAAAGUUUCUGUCACCAUGCAGAUUUGGUUCACCAUCAUUUCCCCUUGACACCAAUGCUCCCACCGCCACCACCCCCUUCAAAUACAGCUUCCUUCGACCCUGCAUGGACAUUACCCUUUGGACCUCAACAUGAUCAAGAUGAUGAUCAACAUCAUCAAGUCCAAGUUUUCAACAAUGAAGCAGCUCAAAACUUUGUAAGUGACAAGCUUAUGAAUCCACCUUUCGACAAUCCGUUAAUGGGUCCUCCAACAGUGCCGAAACUCUGUGAAAUCCUUGAAGGGAACAUGGUGUGCAACAUUCCACAAACAUCAUCGGUUUCAUUAGAAAACAAUAUCGACCCACUAGUCUCCAGGCUAUCCUCAUGUUUCCCCCCGAUACCUGCCGGUUCAAACUAUGCACAUGACAUGCAGGUGGGGGCAAGCCAGAUGGAGUACAUUGAUACCAUCAUCACAUCAAUACCCUCAUCUUCAUCAUCAUCGUCCUUAUCGGCAUUAUCCAGCGGGCAGUAUUUGACAAACCCUAAUCUUCCUUCAAGCAGCUGGGACCCUUAGACAGGCAUGGCGGAUUUCAUCACAUCUUAUAUUAUAAUUUGGAGUGGAUUUAGCUAGGUAAAAGCAUUUAUUUUCUUGAAAUAUAAUAUAUUAUAUAUGCAUAAAAUAUAUAUAAAAAUAUAUAUGUAAAAUGCAGGAUCGGUCCAAUAUAUGAGAGAAAAUCAAAUACUAAAUGUUAGUAAUUCAGAUAUUCAGCGAGGAUAAUGCUAUCUUGAUGAUGUUCCAUAAAUAAAUAUGUAGGUUAUUCAUUUCACAUAUUACUCUUCCAGAAUAUAUUUGUGUAUCAGUUUCUUCUUCUUCUUCUUCUUCUUCUUCUUCUUCU
Molecule: messenger RNA, 1500 nt
Organism: Gossypium raimondii (Peruvian cotton)
Lineage: Eukaryota; Viridiplantae; Streptophyta; Magnoliopsida; Malvales; Malvaceae
Product: transcription factor MYB26
Exons: 3
Coding region: 120-1178 (352 amino acids)
Source: RefSeq, a predicted model, not a curated record